AUGGACUCGGACGGUGUCCUCGGAUACGCGUGCUGCCUCGUCGCCGCGAUAUUCUUCGGCUCCAACUACGUGCCGGUGAAGAAACUCACCAGCCUCGGCGACGGCGUCUUCUUCUCGGUGUGCAUGACGCUGGGCGUUUUCACGGUUGGAGUGGUCGUUUGCCUCGCGCGAUCGUUUCCAAAGUUUGAAUAUCAAGCGAUGUUUGGCGGAAGUUUGUGGGCGAUUGGGAACUUGUGCGUGGUGCCGAUCGUCAAAUCGAUAGGUUUAGCGCUCGGGAUGAUGAUUUGGAGCGGCGCGUGCAUGCUUUCUGGGUGGGCGAGCGCGAGAUUUGGCAUUCUCGGAUUGGACAAAGAGGAGGUGUCGAUGCCAGGGUUGAACGGUUUCGGAGUCGCGUUGGCGUGUCUGGCACUGUACGUGGCGUCGAAGAUUGAUGGGACGACAAAUAGUAACAGUAAUAGCAGUAGUAGCAGCAACAGCAACAGCACGAGUGGUAUGAGAAGAAUCGACGUCGACGAAGAAAGGGAGGACAACGCGUUUUUGAAUAACAACAACGACGACGAGGACGAAGCGUUGCGUAAUGCGAGCAAUAAAAAACAGACGUUUGGCAUUACAUUAUCUCUUCUGUCUGGAGUCCUCUAUGGCGUGAACUUUAACCCGGCGGAAAAUUUGAGACUUCGGAGCGGUGCGCAUUCCGAUGACGCCCUCGAUUACGUGUUUUCUCAAUUUUGCGGCAUCUUUGGAACUACGCUCGUCGCGUUCGCGCUCCAUUACUUGCACGUCGUCCGAAAAGCCACGGAUAGAUAUCCCGAGCUUCGUCAAGAAACCAUAGUCCCGGCGUUUAUUUCUGGCGUCAUGUGGGGGAUUGCUCAAACCUCCUGGUUUGUCGCCAACCGCGUGCUCUCGAUGUCGAUCUCGUUUCCGAUCAUUAGCACUCUCCCAUCGGUCGUCGCCGCGUUGAUUGGCUACUUUUACUUCCACGAAAUGCGAGGCGAAAAGAACGUCCGGUUAUUACUUUCGUCCGGGGCGAUGCGAUUAGUAUCUGUCGUGUGCAUCGCCAACAGCAGGUGA
Messenger RNA from Bathycoccus prasinos, 1068 nucleotides. RefSeq names its product transmembrane protein 144. The coding region runs from base 1 to 1068 and encodes 355 amino acids. The transcript has a single exon. Lineage: Eukaryota; Viridiplantae; Chlorophyta; Mamiellophyceae; Mamiellales; Bathycoccaceae. Gene Ontology annotation, molecular function: carbohydrate transmembrane transporter activity. Gene Ontology annotation, biological process: carbohydrate transmembrane transport. The record is from RefSeq and is a predicted model, not a curated record. Gene Ontology annotation, cellular component: membrane.